Aphidius gifuensis is the source of this 4054-nucleotide messenger RNA. It is a transcript of the gene Sema5c, whose product is annotated as semaphorin-5A. The transcript has 11 exons. Bases 667 to 3720 code for a protein of 1017 amino acids. Gene Ontology annotation, molecular function: semaphorin receptor binding; chemorepellent activity. The record is from RefSeq and is a predicted model, not a curated record. Gene Ontology annotation, biological process: semaphorin-plexin signaling pathway; positive regulation of cell migration; negative regulation of axon extension involved in axon guidance. Lineage: Eukaryota; Metazoa; Arthropoda; Insecta; Hymenoptera; Braconidae.
UGGUGUGUGCGUUUAUUUUACAAUGUGGCGGGAGAGACUUCAGCAUACUACAGUCUCAAACUCUCAACACACCAACUUGCUCCGUUUUGUUGAAGAUACUCGUGCUCGUGCUUUGGUCUCGUGUUCACUCUUCAGUCAGUACCAAACAGCGGUACCUAACCUAACGCGCUGCCGGUUAUAUCAGCUCUCUUAUCAUCUCUUUUUUUUUUUUUAUUUAACCUCCUCUCUCCCUCUCUCUUACUGAUACUAUAAACAGACAAAUCUGCGCGCCAAAUUAUAAUAUAAACAAACAAUUUUUUAAAUUUUUAUACAACUUUUUUGACGAUUUUAAAUUGAUUUAAAUCAAUCAAUGGAUACACUAAAAUACUAAUGGAAUUUGUAUAUAAAAAUAAAAAAAUAAUUAGUGAAGUUUUGUUGUGCUAGUGAAAGUGAUAGUUUUGUUUUUUUAAAUUAAAACAAUAAGUGUGUGUUGAUUUGAAAAGUUGGAUAAAUAAAAAAUCAUUAUACUCGAUGGAUAAAGUUUGAUAAUUAAUAAACAAUAUACUUUAUCUUUGAUUGGCAAUCUUGAUGCUGGUCAAUAAUGUUUGUAAUAUUAUCGGAGUAAAAAUUAUAAUGCUACCACAAUAAUAUUGUCUUCAACAUCAGUUGGAUUUAAAUAAAAUUACAAUGGCGCUAUUUUUUAUCAUCAUGGUCAUGCAAACACUUUCAUCGACAUUUGCCACGGGGGAUUUUCGUCAUAUUUCAUAUGAAGAUCUCAUUGAAAAAAGUAGUCUAUUUACAAGUGAAGGAGUCACAACGUAUUCACAAUUAUUAUUUGAUGUUGCAAGACAGCAGGUCAUUGUUGGUGCAAGAGAUAAUUUAUACAGAUUGACAUUGACAACAUUGACACCAUUGGAGCAUGCAGUAUGGCCAGCACCAGCAGAUAAAAUAACAACAUGUCAGGACAAAGGUCAAACACCUCAAAAUUGUCGCAAUUACAUAAAGGUUCUUCUUACAAAUGGAAAAAGUUUAUUUACUUGUGGAACAAAUGCUUUCAGUCCACUGUGCACCUGGCGUGAGAUUGAAAAUAUUAAUAAUGUAACGAGUCGUGUGUCCGGAGUAGCAAUGGCACCCCAUUCACCAGCUUCCAAUGUCACUGCUCUUCUUGCUAGAUCAAAUGGUGGACUUUUUUCUGGUACACCACUUGAUUUUUCUAGUACUGAUGCUGCUAUUUAUCGUACACUUGCUUCACCAAAUUUGCGAACUCAACAGUAUGAUUCUCGAUGGCUAAAUGACCCACAAUUUGUUGGAAGUUUUGAGACUAAAGAUCACGUUUAUUUUUUAUUUCGUGAAAUUGCUGUGGAGUAUAUCAAUUGUGGCAAGAAAAUAUAUUCAAGAAUUGCAAGAGUUUGUAAAAAAGAUCCAGGUGGUAAACCAAUGCUGAAAGAUGUAUGGAUGUCUUUUAGCAAAGCUCGAUUAAAUUGUUCACAACCUGGUGAAUUUCCAUUUUAUUAUGAUGAGAUACAGGGUGCUGCUUACAGUCCAGAUGAAGGAAUUGUUUAUGCAACCUUCACAACUCCAAGCAACGCAAUUGCUGGUUCAGCAAUUUGUGCAUUCAAUAUGACAUCAAUUGAAUCAUCAUUCAAUGGUCCAUUCAAACAUCAAGAACAUUCUGGUGCAGCAUGGGAAAAAAAACGUGUACCAAAUCAAUAUAGACAACAUUGUGAUGUACCAGUUGAACAACAUCAAGUAAUGGAUAAUAAAAAAUAUCAACUUAUGGAUGAAGCUGUACAAGGUACAAAAAUUGGACCAUUAUAUUCAACAACAAUGGAAAGAUUUACACAUAUUGCUAUUGAUAAAACAUCAACUAAAUUUCAUCAAACUAUAACUAUUUUAUAUGUUGCAACUGCUGAGGGAUUAAUUAAAAAAUUAUCUCUAUUAUCAAAAACACAAGUUACAUGUGUUGUUGAAGUAUGGGGACCAUUACCAUCACCUGCUAUGAUUUUACAAUUUUUAAAAGAUUCACAAAGUUUAUAUGUUGGCAUGGAAAAUGGUCUACUCAGAAUACCAGCAGCUCAAUGCCAUCGUCAUAGAAAUCGUCAAGCAUGUUUAAAUGCCCAAGAGCCAUAUUGUGGUUGGAAUGAACACAUGAUGAAAUGUGAAAUGGCACCAAAUCAAAAUCAUCAAGCUAAUCAUUGGCAACAAGAAAUUAAAAGUUGUCCAGUAUUAACUGAUCCAGUUGAUGGUGGUUGGAGUGCAUGGAGCACAUGGGCACCUUGUCAGCAUGGAACUGGAGAAAUUGCAAAUGGUUAUGGACGUUCACAUUCACGACAAAAUUCUGACAAUACUGAGGAUUUUGAUACUUGUCAGUGUCAAACACGUGUAUGUAAUAAUCCACCACCAGAAAAUGGUGGAUCAACAUGUACAGGACCAAAAAUAAAAGUAUCAAAUUGUACAAUACAUGGUGAUUGGUCACAAUGGUCAUCAUGGUCUGGUUGUUCACAAACAUGUGGUUUUGCAAUGAAAACACGUAGUCGUACAUGUACUAAUCCAGCACCAGCUUAUGGUGGUCGUGUUUGUGUUGGUCAUGAUCAUGAUGAAAUAAUAUGCAUUGGUUUACCACCAUGUCCAUUGACAAAACAAUUAUCAGCAUCAUCAACCACAACGACAACAACAACAACAACUACAUCAAUACAAACAAGUGGUCGUUGGUCAUCUUGGGGUCCUUGGAAUUCAUGUUCACGUCCUUGUAAUGGUGGUAUACGUUUACGUGAAAGAACUUGUGAUAAAUCAUCAUCAUAUAGCAAUGAUAAUGAUUGUCCAGGUUGUAAUUUUCAAAUUGAACAUUGUAAUACACAGCCAUGUUCAGAGUCACGUAAAUUUUCAGCAUGGACACCAUGGUUUAUCACAACAAAUUCAUUAAAUACAUCACAAAAUAAUUUUGGUUAUAUUGAAAAAAGAUAUAGAUACAGUUGUAAAGAACAAACUGAAGAUCCAUCAAAUAUUAAAAUUGAUUUAGUUAAAGAAGAAGAACGUUUUUGUCGUAAUGAUGGAUCAUGCACUCGUGGUAAUGUUAAUAAAAAAGUUAUUGAUAAUGAUAUGGUAAAUUCAGACAGUGGAUGUAACAUUCAAGCUUGUAAAAAUGCAUUAAAAAAAAAUGAUAAUUCAUGGUCAUGUUGGAGUGAUUGGUCAUUAUGUGAUGAUGAAACAGGACAACAAUAUAGAACAAGAAAUUGUUUACAAUCACAAGGUUUUGGUUGUCAUGGUGUUAAUAAAGAAAUAAGAGAUUGUUUAUCAAAAUGUAAUGAUGAAGAAAUAAUGUCAAAUGCAUUACCAAGAAGAGGUGAAAUUGUUGGUGCAUCAAUGGGUGCUGUUGUUGCUGGUUGUUUAGUUGGUUUUUUAAUGGGUUUAGCAAUGUGUUCACUUGCUGCAUUUUUAUAUAUGAAAAGAAAAAAACCAACUGUACCUGGUAGUCCACAUUAUAUAAGUAAACAAAAUCCCUACGUUGCUGUACCAUUGAAAGAGUUUUGUUUUCAGGUAAAUACAAAACGACAACCAAGUUUUUCUGGUUCAAGUCAUGGUAAUGGAACACUUAGAACAAAAAUUAAUCCAAAUGUCAAUGGUUUGGGUAGUCCAAAACUUUAUCCAAAAGCUCUUGAUUAUGAAUCAGCAACAUUAAAAAGAAAUAGCCAUGGACAACAACAUAUUCGAGCGGAUUUAGAUCAAGAAAAGUAUUACUAAAAACCACAUUACAAAGAUUUUAUUGACUGAUACUUAAUUAAACACAAUUUUAUAUAAGUACUGUGUUCAACUGACAUUGACCAGGAACAAAAAAAAACAAACAAAAAUUAAUAAUAAUAAUUGCAAUUGAGUAAUUAUAAAACGACUGAAAUUAUCAUAAAUCGAGUAGACUCUUGAUCUGACGUUUUAAUGACAAUUUAAUAUAUACAAUAGUUUUUUUUUUUUUUUUAAUUUAUAAUGACGUCAGAUUGUUGCUCAAAUGUAGAUUGAGUUGCAGUAAAUAUAUUGUUAAUUUUUGGGAUUUAUUUACAAUUGUAAUAUGUCAAUAACCUAC